Molecule: messenger RNA, 1578 nt
Organism: Penaeus monodon (black tiger shrimp)
Lineage: Eukaryota; Metazoa; Arthropoda; Malacostraca; Decapoda; Penaeidae
Source: RefSeq, a predicted model, not a curated record
UCGCACUUGUUCCGCUCUUCUCACUUUCCCUCUUCAACACCUCUCUGCCGUAGCAGGAUCGGAUUUCUUUCUACUUCUGGAUACAUAAUCAACCUAUACCCACUUGUUUGUUGUACGUCAAGCCUACAAGGUUAUCUGGAAACGUGUGAAGCUGGUACAUUUUCCUGAAGUAACAGAACAGCCCUGGAUGAAAAAAAUGCUGCUCAGUUUUACCACAGGACCAGUAUCCCUCAUCGCUUUAGAUGGAUUAAGAUAAUCAAGACAAUGAAUAGUGGAUCUUUGUAUUAUAAUUACAAAAAACUACUUUUCUAUUUUACUACUUCCUUUAUCCGAUACAUCAUACAUGUUUACGUACAUUGAUGUGGCUGCGCAAGAAAAGUCAUCAGAAAAUGUAUCUUUUAAGAAACUUCAAGAUCAAACGUUGAAUAAUUCUGCUCCACUAGAAUCGUACUCAGGCUUUCAACACUAAAAUAUUCUGUUUUUGCGGCUGAAGAAGCUUUUGGAAUUUCCCAACACAUAUUGUGGCUAUAUGCUGGUAAAUUCAAAGACAACGUAGCUCUAAUUACGAGCUCGCAGACUCACUGAUGCUCAUUUGGAAUGCUUUCAAACAAAUAUUGCAUCUUCCAUCGACCACUCAAGGUGUGUUGUGUUUUACGUAGCUUUGUACGAGACCGAGAUGGCUUUCAAAUUGAGGAUAUCUUGACAUUUGAAGGACUUAAGACUUGCUAGCAAUUUUCGAGACAAAUAUGCCGACUACUUAUCUAGACUUAUAGACAAUGUGUGAGUAGGUGACCUGAGAGCGUUGUUGUGGUUUUGGUGGUGUCAUGGUGUGGUGGUGAGCGUGGUAACAGGAAUGUGUUAACCUACGUACUUACGAAUAAACUUUUUGAAUAUAUAACAAUAUUAAAAAAAACAUGCAAAACUAACAUAUUCAUUUUUUUUCUGUUCGGGGUUUGCCUUCAAAAUCGAUAUGUUCCAUGUUGGUGGAACAAAUCAGGUCCUCAGUGUUCACCUUCUCCAUCUUCAUUAUCACCCGUGAUUGCCCGUUUAUCCCGCAAACCUGGAUGUCACCGAGUGAGAAGUGAUGGCCAGUGGUCGACAGUGGCGGCAACUGGUGAAGGCUGAAGUAACUGCUUUAAAUUCUGGCUAUGCAAUUGACGCGCGUGCUUAUGAAAUAUAUGCCGAAGCAACUGCCACCCUUUAUGUGGACAGAUACAACUGGUAUUACAUGCCAGUCUCUGUGCACAAAAUGUUGAUGCAUGGAGCACAUUUCAUUGACAUGCUAUGUAUUCCGGUUGGCCAAGUAUCCGAAGAAACCAUUGAAGCCAGACAUAAAGAUAUAAGAAGGGUGAGGUUAUAUCACGCUUGUAAAACAUCUCGCACAAGAGUAAAUAAAGACCUCAUGCAUUGGCUUCUUGCAUCCAUUGAUCCAGUGGCUGCAGUAAAACGUAAAAGAGGAAUUAAAAGGGUCAGCAAACUCCCACAGGAUGUCCUCUCAUUAUUAAAAGAAUCGUUAUAUACCAAUAUUGAUGUGGAAAAUGAACGUGAUGGAAGUGAAGGUGAUGGUGAUAUUAGUGU